Messenger RNA from Paramecium primaurelia, 497 nucleotides. The record is from the annotation of a GenBank genome assembly. NCBI's taxonomy places the organism in Eukaryota, Ciliophora, Oligohymenophorea, Peniculida, Parameciidae.
AUGUUUGAUUUACUAGAAAAACUUAAAAAAGAAGAUAGGCUGAAAUUCCUUCAUUUUAAAUUAGAUUUUAAUGAAUAUUAUUUAGGAAUCUAAGAAUCUAAAAUAUUUAAUUAAGAUUUAGAGAGGUAUUCUAAAAAUAAAUGAAAUUAUUAGAUUUAUAGAAAAGUGUUUACCAAAAGUUAAUGAAGUCUAAAUAUAACCUAAUCGUGUUCCUAAUAGUAAACAAAUAGUGCAACCUUAAUAACAACAACAAAGAAUAUUCAAUACAAAAAUUGAUUAUUAGAAUGAUUUAAGAUAGUUUAAAGAAGGAUGUAAGAGUUGAUGAUAAGCUUUUAGUAAUAUAAUCAGAUGAACAAAGAAGAUAAUAAUUAUAAUUUAAGAAUUAAUUUACUAAAUCUCCUUUAGAAAAAUCUCCAUUAGUUUAGAUUCCACCAACAAUGACAGAACAUGAAAAAAGAAAGAAUGAUGAAUAUCUAAGUUCAAGUGAUGAUGAUUGA